UAGACACUGACGUCGACACUGACGCCGAGCUCUGCCUGCAUUGCUUCUUGAGCUCGUCCUCUCUCUCUCUCUCUCUCUCUCUCUCUCUCUCUCGGUGUCAGUCUCAGUGCCUUUCGCCCGUCCGUCCGUCUCUCUCUCUCUCUCUCUCUGUCUGUGUGUGUGUGUGUGUGUGUGUAAGAGAGUCGAUUUGUGGGAAGAAGAAGGGGCGAGUCGCGGCGGGGGUGAGUCAGACCAGCGAGAUGGCGUUGCUCGUGCCAUUGGAUGCGUGGGGCGCGUUGACCAUCAAUGAUGAUGGUCUGAGUACGCUGACGACGCGGCAGCAAGAGGCCGUGGAGACACAGCUUGAGGAUGAAUGCUUUCGCCCCGUUCUCGCUGACCCAGAGGUUCAACCACGCCUGUCACUACAAAGCGAGUGGCUGAUGCUGGAUCGCAGGCGCCAUAUUGGCUUCUUGCGGAGCGGGCUGGGUCAGCUUGGAAGUGGCUACCAGUGUCUCGAUGCCAGCCGACCCUGGAUCAUCUAUUGGUGCUUGCACGGCCUCUCCCUUCUCGGAUACGAACCCAACGAAAGCGAGCGCACACGGUGCAUCAACACACUGCGCCAGUGCCAAAAUGCCACAGGUGGCUUUGGUGGUGGUCCAGGCCAACUCUCUCAUUUGGCUCCCACAUAUGCUUCCGUCAAUGCCCUCGCUAUUCUGGGACCCGAUGCCUUGUCCAUUAUCGAUCGAAUCAGCCUACGCAAGUUCCUCGCCGCCCGUAAACGUGCCGAUGGCUCCUUCACCAUGCACGAGGAUGGUGAAGUCGAUAUUCGCGGUGUGUACUGCGCGACAAGUGCGGCAUUCUUGGCCUGCCUUCCCAAGCUCGACGAGCUCUUUGCCGGUUCAGCGGCUUGGAUUGCCCGCUGUCAAACAUAUGAAGGCGGAUUUGCCGCCGUUCCUGGUGCCGAGGCACACGGCGGCUAUGCAUUUUGCGGACUGGCUGCUUUGCACCUGUUGCAAGGCGCGGAGCUCAUUGACCUUCCACGACUGGCGUCCUGGGCCGUUGAGCGACAGAUGAAGUUUGAGGGGGGUUUUCAGGGCCGCACCAACAAGCUGGUGGACGGUUGUUACUCCUUUUGGGUGGGCGGCGUUUUCCCCCUCCUUCGAAAGAUGCUGAAAGCGCAAGGGGCUGAUCCCGGCUUGCUCUGCUCGGCCGAGGGCUUGAUACACUACGUGUGCAUCUGUUGUCAACAUCCUCGAGGCGGCCUCAUUGACAAGCCGGGCAAGGGACGGGAUUUUUAUCACACCUGCUAUUGCCUGUCAGGGCUUCAAGCUGUUGGCCACCCCGAGCUGAUAGUAUCCACACACGAGGCCUUCAACAUUGCAUCCGCAAAGGCAAAAGCAGCACAAGAAUUUUUCGCCAGCCAAACAGCUGGAUCGAAUUUGUGAAACCCGUGGCGUAUUGGUUCAAGUGCUUUUCGCUCUCAGACACUGGUACAACUCAUAAGAGCCUGGUUGUUCUGAAGCACGAGCAACAGGCAAAUUUAGACCCAACCGAAAAUCACUAUCAAGUCUUUAUCAACCGCAUUCCCUUUUUGUUUGAUAAAAUUCUGAGGAGAAAAUCGCGCACAACAACGUGCACAACACCUCACUCACUUCCCCGCAAAAACAAGGCGAAACUUGGCGAGGGCAUGAGUGGAAAGGUACGACAGGGCAAGCCAAGCCUGGCCCAGUCACGAUAG
This is a messenger RNA of Monosiga brevicollis MX1, 1717 nucleotides long. RefSeq lists its product as uncharacterized. The coding region runs from base 240 to 1424 and encodes 394 amino acids. The transcript is spliced from 14 exons. Gene Ontology annotation, molecular function: protein farnesyltransferase activity. Gene Ontology annotation, biological process: protein farnesylation. Gene Ontology annotation, cellular component: protein farnesyltransferase complex. NCBI's taxonomy places the organism in Eukaryota, Choanoflagellata, Craspedida, Salpingoecidae. The record is from RefSeq and is a predicted model, not a curated record.